This is a messenger RNA of Ceratitis capitata (Mediterranean fruit fly), 2231 nucleotides long. RefSeq names its product zinc finger protein 62 homolog. Gene Ontology annotation, molecular function: zinc ion binding; DNA-binding transcription factor activity, RNA polymerase II-specific; RNA polymerase II transcription regulatory region sequence-specific DNA binding. The record is from RefSeq and is a predicted model, not a curated record. Gene Ontology annotation, cellular component: nucleus. The coding region runs from base 259 to 2052 and encodes 597 amino acids. Lineage: Eukaryota; Metazoa; Arthropoda; Insecta; Diptera; Tephritidae. The transcript is spliced from 2 exons. Gene Ontology annotation, biological process: regulation of transcription by RNA polymerase II.
UUUAUGAUAUCUACAAAAUCUUGCAAAGAUAAGAAUUUUAAAAUAACGUUUUUUGUUUUUUUAAAAGGUUAAAUAUUUAAACAAUAGAUUUCCAUAACAAUAUUUAUUAAAUGAUGAAUAAUGUAAUCAUCAGACAAAGUCAUGCACUGAUGGCUAACUAAGGCGAAUUCGCAGAACUAAUUCGCCUUGGUUGUAAAUAAACAAACAUUGGGUUUUUAGUUGCAUAUUAACAUUGUUCAAAACUCUAACAAUUGGAAAAUGUGGGUUUUAACCAGACAUAAUAUUAAGCAACAUUGUCGAACAUGUCUGAAAAAAUUAAAGAUGCAAAAUGUGAAUUCAUUACCGCCACUUAGAGAUGAUGAAGAAUACAUAUCUGAGCAUAAAGACUUUGGCAUCGACAUUGCUGAUAAUGGAAUAAUUAAACUAGCUAUUGCACUGUGUUUGGAUGAUGGUUGGACUUUGCAAAAAACUGAGGCGGUCCAUAAAGAAUAUCCUGAAUGUAUAUGUAUACCCUGCUAUAAAAACGUACAUAGCAUAAUUUUGUUCCGACAACAGGUAAAGAGAUCUACAGAAAUGCUGCAGGAUCUACUUUGUGAACGAGCUGAUAAAUUUGAAAUUGGUGAUAUUGAAGAUGGCGACGUUAUAGAAAAAGGCACAGGAAGCGGCGAUGUCUUUAAUUUAUUGCUCAAAGAUACUCUUAUGGAAACUGAAUCAGUUAUGAUUGCAUGCGGAACAGAUAUAGCAGACAUUGACACACCAGUCCCAGACCCAGUUUCUGUGGCUAAAUCCAGUAAUAUUCAAAAAUCCGUAGAAGCGGAUGAUGACACGAAUAUGUGCGAGGAUAUUAAUAUUCAAGAGUGUAAAAAUUUCAAUCCAAAAUUUUCGAAUGAUGAUUUACUUAGAAGAUUUCCAAAGAAUUCCAAAAGAAGAAAUGACACCGAAUUUAAAACUCAAUUACAUAUUUUGACUACAGAUAAACGAGAUGUACGUUGUAGUAGCAAAAUUCAAAGAGAAUGUGCAGUUGCUAAAAUUAAUCGCGAAACUGUGGAAAGCAAUCAAAAGGGACUGGCGUUAGAUCAUUCGGAAAAAAAGACGAAACGCCGUAACAAAGGUACUAAAAACAAUUUCAAAUGUGAGCAGUGCAGUCAUAGCUUUGCCCAUAAAAUAACACUAGACGCUCAUAUACGUAAAGUACAUGAAGGCAUUAAACGGCCUUUUCAAUGUGAUCGCUGUGAUAAAUCCUAUUCUUUCUUUGGUGGUCUAUACACCCACAUAAAGGAAAUACAUGAUGCUGAGGUGCGAUCGUAUGCAUGCAAUAUACCAGGAUGCGAUCGUAUUUACACCAGUUUUAUUGCUAUGGAAAAGCAUAAGAGUUUAAAACACACAGAUACACCUUGCUUAAAAAAGUAUAUAUGUGAACAUUGUGGGGCAACAUUUAAUCAAUCUGGUAAUCUCAAAUACCACCGUCGCACAAAGCAUCCUACGGAAGCGGAACAAGCCGAAAAAAACCAUUUGAAAGAACGCUUUGAAUGCGAUAUAUGCAAAAAGCAUUUUCAUUCACGUUACACACUUAAAUAUCACACCUUACAACUGCAUUCGAACGAAAUGAAGUAUGAAUGUAAUAUUUGUGGUCGCCGUAUGGCAAAAAAGUUUAUGCUUGUCCAACACAUGUUGGUUCAUUCUACCGACAAAAUGCCAUGCAACCACUGUGGUCGGCAAUUUAUUAGAAAAUUCGAGUUGGAGGCACAUAUUAAAGCAGUGCACAUGAAACUGAAGCCUUUCGAGUGCCAAUAUUGUUUAGAGUGUUUUGCUUCUAGAAAAACUUUACGCCAUCAUGAAUACAUACAUACAGGAGAAAAACCAUACGUAUGUGAUGUAUGCGGGCAGGCAUAUCGACAGCAGACAUGUCUAAAAAAUCAUCGUAAGUCGCACGAAAAUUUACAUUCUGAUGAGAAGCCCCCACCUGAUGUUGGUCAAGCUUUAUAUAAUGCUAUCUUGGCUCCGCCUAUGCAGUGCCCUAAUAAAUCGAUUGGAAAUAUUGAUAAAAGUUAACUUUGUUAGGUAUUAAAAAAAUUGCAGAACAUUUGUGAAAUUCGAAUAAAAGCUUCUAGACACUUGGUUGCGGAACACCUGCGAUAUACAAGAAGUAUAUUUCCUUUAAAUACAUAUAUAAUUAUUAUGUAAUUUGAAUACAUUUAAUUUGUUAUAGAAUAGAUUUUAUUUACCUUUUA